This is a messenger RNA of Ilex paraguariensis (yerba mate), 771 nucleotides long. NCBI's taxonomy places the organism in Eukaryota, Viridiplantae, Streptophyta, Magnoliopsida, Aquifoliales, Aquifoliaceae. The record is from the annotation of a GenBank genome assembly.
AUGGUGGGUUUCACUUCAAUCCCUCAAUGGGUACUUCAAGUUCUUACAAGCGAGAAGUUUUUCAACUCAUGUUUGGUUCAUGAGUCCGAGAAGAAAAAUGAGGAAAAUACCUUUUGUUUGGAAUGCUGCAUUUGCUUAUGCCCUCACUGCUUGCCUCCUCACCGAACCCACCAUCUCUUACAGAUACGCAGGUAUGUUUACCAUGAUGUCAUACGGCUGAAAGAUGCUGAGAGGCUAAUGGAUUGUUCCUUUGUUCAAGUAAGCAAAAAGAUGGAACUUGCCGUAGUUACGACUUCCUACACAACAAACAGUGCAAAAGUAGUGUUUUUGAAGCAAAGGCCAAUGACCAGGCAAUUCAAAGGCUCAGGCUGCAUCAUAUGUGGGCGAAACCUCCAACACCCAUUCCUCUUCUGCUCCAUAGCUUGCAAGGUUCAUGACAAGGUAAGCUCCAAAGUGAAUCUAAGAAAACAACAUUUGUACAAAUGUGGAAGUUUAGUGGAGCUCGAAGAUGGCCAAUUGACACCUGACUUGAUCCUUGAACAGCCUAUUUCACUGCGUGCUUCUUCAGUUUCAGGGUCAAGCUCCGGUGGUGCUAACAAUAUAAAUUGUAGAACACUUGUUUGCACUGCAACCAGUGAGUUUGUGAAGAAGAAACGUAGCGCCAUUGCUGUUUCUCGGACUCCUUACCGGCCAACAUGCUCGCCGGCUUCAGAGGUGGCCCCCACUAUGAACCGGCGAAAGUGUACGCCUCACCGGUCGCCGAUGUACUAG